This is a messenger RNA of Lycium barbarum (goji berry), 1590 nucleotides long. RefSeq names its product polygalacturonase-like. NCBI's taxonomy places the organism in Eukaryota, Viridiplantae, Streptophyta, Magnoliopsida, Solanales, Solanaceae. Gene Ontology annotation, biological process: carbohydrate metabolic process. The transcript has 4 exons. The coding region runs from base 62 to 1243 and encodes 393 amino acids. Gene Ontology annotation, molecular function: polygalacturonase activity. The record is from RefSeq and is a predicted model, not a curated record.
CAUAACCUCUCACCAUCUCUCUAGACCUCACUAUCAAAUAAACAAUAUUGUGAUCACCAAAAUGAGUUUUUUGUCUCUCCUCCCACUUCUUUUCAUUAUCUUCCUCUUUAUAAUUAAGUUAUCACUAGCUGCAAGUACAAUGUACAAUGUCCAAAAAUAUGGAGCCAAAUCCAAUGGCAAAACAGAUUCAUCCAAGGCCUUUUUAAGUGCAUGGGCUGCAGCUUGUGCUUCUACUAGCCCGGCCACUAUAUACGUGCCACCGGGUAAAUAUUUGGUUCGUAGCGCGUAUUUUUAUGGCCAAACAUGCAAGAGUAAGGCUAUUACUAUACGUAUUGAUGGAACAGUCUUAGCUCCUUCUGAUUAUAAUGUCAAUGGGAAUGCUGGAAACUGGAUUAAAUUUGAAAGAGUUAGUGGAGUUUCCAUCUAUGGUGGAACACUAGAUGGACAAGGCUCUUCUCUGUGGGCUUGCAAAAACUCAGGCAAGAGUUGCCCUAAAGGAUCUACGGCAUUGGCUUUUUACAACUCAAACAACAUUGUUAUAAGCGGAUUGACUUCACAAAACAGCCAAAUGUUCCACAUUUUGUUAGACGGGUGCCAUAACGCCAAGUUACAAGGAGUGAAAGUUUCAGCUCCAGUAAACAGCCCCAACACCGAUGGCAUUCAUUUACAGUCAUCUUCCAGCAUUACCAUAUUGAAUUCCCACAUCGGCACGGGCGAUGAUUGUGUGUCAAUUGGCCCUGGCAACAACAACUUGUGGAUCGAAAACAUCGCCUGCGGCCCUGGCCACGGAAUAAGCAUUGGUAGUUUAGGUUGGGAUUUGCAAGAGCGUGGAGUUCAAAACGUGACAGUUAAAACUGCUACAUUUACUGGGACAGAGAAUGGUGUUAGGGUGAAAACUUGGGCAAGGCGUAGCAAUGGAUUUGUUAAGGAUGUUCUUUUUCAACACGCUGUAAUGAACAAUGUCCAAAAUCCAAUUAUCAUCAACCAAAAUUACUGUCCGAGUCAUGAAAAUUGCCCUGAACAGGGUUCAAGUGUUAAGAUUAGUAGCAUAACGUAUCAAGAUAUACAUGGAACUUCGGCAACAGAAGUUGCAGUCAAAUUUGAUUGUAGCAAAAAAUACCCAUGCAGUGGUAUAAAAAUGCAAGAUGUGAAUCUUAGUUACAAACAUCAUUCAGCUGAAGCUUCUUGUGUUAAUGCUGGAGGAAGAGCUUCUGGUCUUCAAAAACCUAAUAGUUGCUUAUAAGUUAUGAGCAAAAACAGAACAAAAAACUUCCUACAUGUAUUGAUUUUUUUGCUUUCAGACGAGAAAAAAGAUAGAAUUAAUUUGAUCUGAAAAUGAUUAGAUCUUGCUUGAGCCUGUGGCUGCAAAUUGUUAGCAUUAUUGGACCAGUGCCUGGCCUUGCGAGCUUCACUAUAUUAUCCUAUGCUUGCGUUUAGAAUAAAUAAAUUGUUUCUUACAUAAUAACGCAUGAGUAAAUAAUUGAAGUUAUGACUUGAGUUUUGAUAACAUCUUAAGCAUGUGAUGUAGGUUGACGAGAGACAUGAAGGAUUUAGUUAAAGGUGAUAUUAACUCUUCAAUGAAAAGAUCAA